Lingula anatina is the source of this 2475-nucleotide messenger RNA. Its product is annotated as gamma-aminobutyric acid type B receptor subunit 1. Lineage: Eukaryota; Metazoa; Brachiopoda; Lingulata; Lingulida; Lingulidae. Gene Ontology annotation, molecular function: G protein-coupled GABA receptor activity. Gene Ontology annotation, cellular component: membrane; G protein-coupled receptor heterodimeric complex. The record is from RefSeq and is a predicted model, not a curated record. Gene Ontology annotation, biological process: G protein-coupled receptor signaling pathway; gamma-aminobutyric acid signaling pathway.
CUUCUGCGGUUUGAGUCGUACGCAUGCUGAUAUGACAGAAAUAAGUCGUUCAAGACCAGAGCAUUAUACUGGUAGUAAUUUAGAAAGUAUACCUCCUUUGGCUCAAGGCGGAGGGAAAUUUAUGCUGAACUGAACGAAGGCAGUUAAUAAGUAAAGAAGUUCCGCUUGCCUACAUGCCAAGGUACCUUUAGCCCGGGGAUAAAUACCACAGCGCAUUGAGAACACGCAAGGGUCACUAUAUCCAACGUAUAUAUAUACAUACAUAACAAACAUCACGGGCUCGAGUAUAAGUUUUGAAAGAGCAAAACGAUCGUUAUGUUCGGCCUGUACGUUUUACAAGCCUGCAUGGUUGGUGUCCUGACAAAAGAUGUCUACAUAGGCGGUAUCUGGGACGAGGUACCCGGAGACCCCAACUCCUAUAUGUAUGGGCCAGCUGCCAUGGCGCUGGAGGAUAUUAACAACAAACCGGAUAUACUGCCCGGAUACAACCUGCGGAUAGUUUACAAGAACACUACACUCCCCAAAAAUGUGUCUUUGUAUCACGUGGGCACAGCGCUGGAGAAGCUGGAAGAGCUUCUGAACGCAAAAAACGACCCGCCGGUCAUGCUGCUACUGCAUCAUGGGAGCUUCACGGAGACGGAAGUAUUGGCGGAAAUUACCGGAAGUAGGAAGAUGAUUCAGAUCUCGACUUUCAGCUUCUCCGCCUCCCUCUCCGACCGGAUAAAGUAUCCGUAUUUCUAUCGUACCAUAGGAUCUUUGGUGGAUACUGUGCAGGAAGAGGAAGCGUUUGUCAGCCAUUUUGGCUGGAACAGAGUCGGCAUUCUUAGCUCAACGGGAGGGUCGCAUAAAGCGAUGACUAGUGAACUGGACAUCAUUCUCCGAGAGAAGAACAUCGACGUGUAUACAGUGUUCUUCACACCUGACACGAUUCCCCAGGCAGUGGCUAAGUUGAAGAAGAAGACAGACCUACGCAUAUUUUUGAUUCACAGUCCGUCCCCUAGAAAACAAGACAUAAUGGAAAUAUUUUGUGAGGUCUACAAACAGGAUCUAUACGGAAAAAAUUACGUGUGGUUGGCCCACAUACAGCGCUACAAUAACGUGUGGAGCGAGGUGACGGAGGCCAUCACGAGCCGGAAGUUGACGUGCACUCCGCAGCAGAUUGUGACAUCAAUGGAGGGAACAUUUAAAACGUACCGCAUGAAUGCACAACAAGCUUUUGCUGCACAGAGGGUAUUCAAAACCGGGAUUUCGGGAGAGGAGCCCCAUACAACCUGGCAGAGAAUGGUCGCCAAGCCAUGGUUUUUACCCAACGUCCCCCAAAUCUUUUACCAGUUAUCGUACGACACAGUGUGGGCGGCGGCUCUGGCUAUACACAACACCAUAUCCAGGCUGCCGAGGUCCGCGGUGGAUGGGGUUUCCUACUCGGAGCUUGAGACAGUCACAAACAUACUUGACGCUGAACUGGCUAAUAUGACUUUCUUCGGUGCAUCGGGCCCUGUUUCCUUUUAUCAGCAUGGUAGUCGCUCCAGUUACUUAACCAUUGAACAAGUUGACAAUGGAACAGUCAAAGACCUCGGUUACUAUGAGGAAAAGACAAGAAAGAUCACGUGGUUUGCGAACUCCAAAAAAGCAAUAUGGAGCAAGCAUGGUGGGGCUCCACCGAAAGCGGGCUUUACCGUGAGAGUUGAACGUAGAAGCGUGUCACGUGCUCUGAGACUGGUGUACUCAGUGAUUGGUGCAAUUGCAAUUAUACUAGCACUCAUCUUGAUCAUUUUUACCUUGCUAAAGUGGAAAACACAAUUAAUACAAAAUUCCUGGCCGUUGUUGAACGUCUCCAUAACCUUUGGCUGUAUCAUCCUGAUUGUGUCAAUCAUUCUGAACGGAUAUGACGUCACCGAUACUUUGUGCCACGCCUCCUUAUGGUUGUUCAUCCUGGGCUUUACGGUGUCCUACGGGUCAAUGCUGGUCAAAAUGUGGGGGGUGUUAAAAUUCCACCGUGGAAAGAGACAGCUGGCCUUGGCUGAACAGCUGUACUUGUUGAUUGCGGUAGCGGCUCUCGUAUUUCUGGACAUUGUGCUCCUGGCAGUGUGGCAGGCCACGGAUCCUCAACGCGCCACGUGGUUAAAGGUAGAGGAGAAGGUGAAUUUGUUGUCCUUGGUUCGCCAGCAGGUAUACGUGGCAACCUGCGCGUCUGACAGCACCAUAGGCUGGAGCAUCGCGUUCUUCGCCUACAAGGGGCUCAUGUUGCUGAUGACCGUCUUCUUUGUAUGGCCUGCCUGGAUUGCAUCGCUAAGAACCACCACUGGAGACAGCAGUCAUGUGGGCGUUGCUAUGGUGAUUGUCGUCCUGGUUUCCAUCGUGGGUAUCCCAGUGUCCAUUCUGGUUGGCAAUCAGCCGGAUAUCCGGUAUGGUGUCAUUGGUGCGCUUACUUUGGCGUCCACCAUCGCCACCGUGCUCUUACUCUUAAUUCCAAAG